Molecule: messenger RNA, 1461 nt
Organism: Elgaria multicarinata webbii
Lineage: Eukaryota; Metazoa; Chordata; Lepidosauria; Squamata; Anguidae
Product: vomeronasal type-2 receptor 26-like
Exons: 4
Coding region: 1-1461 (486 amino acids)
Biological process (GO): G protein-coupled receptor signaling pathway
Cellular component (GO): plasma membrane
Molecular function (GO): G protein-coupled receptor activity
Source: RefSeq, a predicted model, not a curated record
AUGUGUCGCUUAAGCAAGGAGCUGGGUUUUAAUCUGACUCCCGGCUUGGCCGAGUGGCUUGCCCUUUAUGCAGCCUAUUUGCCUGGAGACAGGAAGCUUGGAUUCCCACAUUCUCACCUGCAGAUCCAGGGAGGGCUUCAUUCAUUUCUUCAAUGGAUCUCAUUUAACAACUCAGCAGGAGAAAUGGUGUCCUUCAAUGAUCGAAGGGAAACCGAAGGUGGAUUUGACAUCAUUAAUUUGGUCACCUUCCCCAAUGCCUCCUUCCAGAAAGUGAAAGUUGGAAAAGUUGAUCCCAAUGCUCCUGAAGGAGAAGAAUUCAUCAUUAAUGGUGAUAUGAUUGUGUGGCACAGAGGGUUUAACCAGAAUAACAACAUAUGUUUUUAUAUGUUAUUAUACAUAUCUCAUUGUAACUCUUUCCAUGCUUAUGGGCAGGUGCUUCCCCUUUCUGUGUGCAAUGAAUGCUGCCAGCCUGGCAAUCAGAAGAAAAGGAAGGAAGGGGAGAAGUUUUGCUGCUAUGAUUGUGAUCCAUGCCCAGAUGGGAAGAUUUCAAAUGAGACAGAUACGGAUGACUGCUUCAACUGCCCGGAGGAUCAAUAUCCAAACAAACACAACAAUGGGUGCAUCCACAAAACCUUAAUAUUUCUGUCGUAUCAAGAACCUUUGGGAUUAAGUUUAUCCUCCAUUGCUGUUUCUUUCUCCUUGAUCACAGCCUUAGUGUUGGGAACUUUUUUAAAGCACAAAGAGAGCCCCAUAGUCAAAGCGAACAACCGGGGCCUCACCUACACUCUCCUCAUCUCUCUCCUGCUCUGCUUCUUAUCCUCUUUGCUCUUCCUUGGCCAUCCUGGGGAAGUGACGUGUCUCAUCCGACAAGCAGCUUUUGGCAUCGUCUUUUCAGUGGCCAUUUCUUCUGUCCUUGCCAAAACCACCAUAGUUUCUCUAGCCUUCAUAGCCACAAAACCUGGUUCUCGGAUGAAGAAAUGGCUGGGAAAAAGACUGGCUUGUUCCAUCGUCAUGUCCUGUUCCAUUAUUCAAGCAAGCGUUUGUGUUGUGUGGCUGGCCACUUCUCCCCCAUUCCCUGAUGUCGACAUGCACUCAGAAACUGAAGAAAUCAUUGUGCAAUGUAAUGAAGGGUCCGAGACCAUGUUUUAUUCUGUCCUGAGCUACAUGUGGCUCUUGGCCAUCACCAGCUUCAUCGUGGCCUUCGUAGCACGCAAAUUGCCAGAUAGUUUUAAUGAAGCCAAAUUUAUCACAUUCAGCAUGUUGGUUUUUUGCAGUGUGUGGGUCACCUUUGUUCCCACCUACCUGUCCACAAGAGGAAAAGACAUGGUGGCUGUGGAGAUCUUCUCCAUCUUGUCUUCCGCUGCUGGAUUACUGGGUUGUAUCUUUUUGCCUAAAUGCUACACAAUUCUGCUGAGGCCUGAGCUGAACAGCAGGGAACAACUCAUAAGGAGAAAGGAUUGA